CGAGUCCAACAAACGUUUUAAAUGUCCCAAUCAAUUCAUCUCUCUCUCUCUCUCCCUCCAUUACCCCGUCCCACCUCUCAUUUCUCCGCUCCAAAAGUUAAUCAUACUCCACACACCUCCAAAAUAAGAACCAUCCACCUCCUACCCCCUUAAUUCCCCUAUAUUUUUAAAGUUCGUCAAGAACCAUCCACCUCCUACCCCCUUAAUUCCCCUAUAUUUUUAAAGUUCGUCUCUCUCUCUCUCUCUCUCUCUCUCUCUCUCUCUCUCUCACUCUAAUUACUUCUUGCGUUAUAAUACGUUAUGCUUGAGUGAGACUAACUCUUUCUUGGCUCCCAUCUUGCUCUCUCCUUUCUCUUUGUGGACUCUUGUACGUAGUGGUUGUGAGCUCCCCCACCAAACAAGCCAAAUAAUCCCGAUCGAGAAGGCACCCAACUCACUACGUACCUCCUCUUCACUUGGGAAGAAGAAAGAGGGGGAGGGGGAGGGGGAGGGAGAGGAGACGGAUCAAGGUGGAAAUGGGCGGCGAGAGGAAGAAUUCGCUUCUUACUCUCGCCGGGCGGGUGCUGAAUUGUGCGGUGAGCUUUGUCGUGUUCUCCGUACUCGACGUUCUCGAUAUAAUCCUCUGCAUUGUCUACAAGCUCAUCGAUUAUGCCGUUGAGGCCGAGUGGAAGCCGUGCUACUGCUCGGCCUCCAAGGACAUGGUUGCCGGCAGCGGCAGCGGCAGCGGAGGCGGGCCAAAGGUGGUGCGGCUCUGCUCGUCGAAGCUCCAGCUGGAGGACGUCUCCGACACGCUGUACGCGCGUCCUUCAGUCGUCAUGGACGCUGCGAGGAAGGCGGGAACCACCGGCAGCGGCGCAUCAGUUGUCGUGAGCCCGGCACCGGCUGCGCCGACGUUCCGGGUCAGCACUGGUGUUGCGGAGAUGAUCCGAGGGAAGAUCGACCGGCAGCGGCCUACGCGGCCGGUGCCCUGCUGGUCCGACUGCUGCUGUAAGAUCUGCAAUUCGUGGAGCACCGCCGCGACCCCUUCCCAGCUUUACGUUCACGUGGAGGGCCCAAGAGACGGGGCGGCGGUGCCGGCGACGGAGGACGUGGUGUUCAUCCACGGAUUCAUCUCGUCGUCGACGUUCUGGACGGAGACGGUGUUUCCGGCAUUCAGCGAGCUGACAAAGUCGAGGUACCGCCUCUUCGCGAUCGACCUGCUGGGGUUCGGGCGCAGCCCGAAGCCGACGGACUCGCUGUACACUCUGCGGGAGCACCUGGAGAUGAUCGAGAAGUCGGUGCUGAAGCGGUUCGAGAUCGGGAGAUUCCACCUGGUGGCGCACUCGCUGGGGUCGAUCCUGGCCCUGGCGCUGGCGGUGAAGCACCCGGAGGCGGUGCGGUCGCUGACGCUGGUGGCGCCGCCCUACUUCCCGGUGCCCAAGGGGGAGGAGAGGGCGGCCGGGCAGUAUGUGAUGCGGCAGGUGGCGCCGCGGAGGGUGUGGCCGGCCAUCGCGUUCGGGGCGUCGAUGGCGUGCUGGUACGAGCACGUCAGCAGGACCAUCUGCCUGACCAUCUGCAAGCACCACCGCCUGUGGGAUCUGCUCUUCCGACUGCUCACCCGCAACAGGAUGAGGACUUUCCUAAUUGAGGGUUUCAUGUGCCACACUCAUAAUGCUGCAUGGCACACUCUACACAACAUUAUUUGUGGGAGUGCUAACAAGAUGGAGAAUUAUCUAGACAUUGUCAAGAAUCAGCUAAAGUGCAAUGUAACUAUAUUUCACGGCCGAAAAGAUGAGCUCCUCCCUGUUGAUUGUAGCUAUGCUGUCGGGUCGAAGAUCCCUAGGGCUCGUGUUAAGAUCUAUGAUGAGAAGGACCAUAUCACGGUUGUCGUUGGCCAAGAAAGGGUUUUCGCAAGAGAGCUUGAAGAGAUAUGGAAAAAUGCUAUGCAUUAAAUAAGGAGGAGGAAGAAAGAAUUUAAACCUAAAUGAAAUAACUUCCCUCUCAAUGCACAGCUCAAAGAAAUGUGAUGCAAACAAGUGAUGCAUGUUUGAGCAAAUAUAUAUAUAUCUUUUGUUUCUCUCUUUCGUUCUUUUUUAAAAAAAUUUCUUUCUAAAGUACUUAUGUUUUACCACUAUAUGUGGUUCUAUAUGGUACCCCUUAUUCAAGUGUGAAAUAUGUAAGAUAGAAAUAUUAUGGGGAAAGAUAUAGAUUUCUCUA
This is a messenger RNA of Ananas comosus (pineapple), 2196 nucleotides long. Its product is annotated as probable lysophospholipase BODYGUARD 3. NCBI's taxonomy places the organism in Eukaryota, Viridiplantae, Streptophyta, Magnoliopsida, Poales, Bromeliaceae. The transcript has 3 exons. The coding region runs from base 516 to 1931 and encodes 471 amino acids. The record is from RefSeq and is a predicted model, not a curated record.